Lathyrus oleraceus (garden pea) is the source of this 333-nucleotide messenger RNA. RefSeq lists its product as uncharacterized. The coding region runs from base 1 to 333 and encodes 110 amino acids. The transcript has a single exon. Lineage: Eukaryota; Viridiplantae; Streptophyta; Magnoliopsida; Fabales; Fabaceae. The record is from RefSeq and is a predicted model, not a curated record.
AUGGAUGGAAUUAGUAAGAUAUUACUCAACGCUGAAGAAAGCAUUUCUCCUGAGAAGCCAGUCUCUUUACCUGGGGCAGCAAAGCAGCGUGAACUUGGUGGAACAUUGCAAAAUGAACCAGGCACAAAUAGCAAGAAACUGAUGUCAAGUUCCAAGACCAAGGAGAUUGGCGGAAAUGAUAUAUUUGAUACUCCUCGUGAAACUACGCCCCGUUCAUUGGCUGCUGCAAAAUCUAACACUGCGGGUACCCGAAGUAGUAUACUUAGUGAAGAAUCAGUUCAGAAGAACUCAAAGAAAAUGCAUGGUCAGAAGUUUGCAAUACUGCUGCAAUAG